CCCCACAGCAGCGCGGCCGUUGAAAUGUCUGCUCUCGCGAGAUGAUGCCGGAGCGGACGGCGGCGACGAGAUUUGCUGGCUGGAGUUGCUAUUUGUGUUGAAGAAGGAGGAGGAAAAAAAAAAAUUUAAUAACAAUAAUAAAUCCCCCCCCCUCAAAAAAAAUAACAAAACGGAGAAAUCGGGAGGAGGAGGGGGGGGUCUGACGAGAGAAGACCGAGGGGGCUCGCCACGAUGGCGUCGGGCGACACGCUGUACAUCGCCGCGGACGGCUCCGAGAUGCCGGCCGAGCUGGUGGAGCUGCACGAGAUCGAGGUGGAAUCUAUCCCGGUGGAGACGAUCGAGACGACCGUGGUCGGCGGCGAGGACGAGGAGGACGACGACGACGACCCCCAUCAUCAUCAUCACCACCACCACCACCAGCCCAUGAUCGCCCUGCAGCCGCUCGACGCCGACGUCCACCACCACCAGGAGGUGAUCCUGGUGCAGACCCGGGAGGAGGUGGUGGGCGGCGAUGACUCGGACCUGCGGGCGGACGGCGGCUACGACGACGACCAGAUCGUCAUCCCGGUACCGACCCCGGUGGGGGAGGACGAGUACAUCGAGCAGACGCUGGUGACGGUGGCCGGGAAGAGCACCGGCGGCCGCGGGAUGAAGAAGGGCGGCAGCGGCAAGAAGAGCAGCAAGAAGAGCUACCUGAGCGGCGCCGAGCCCAGCGCGCGGAAAUGGGAGCAGAAGCAGGUGCAGAUCAAGACGCUGGAGGGCGAGUUCUCCGUCACCAUGUGGGCCUCGGAUGAUAAGAAGGACAUUGACCAUGAAACGGUGGUGGAGGAGCAGAUUAUUGGCGAAAACUCUCCACCCGAUUACUCUGAGUACAUGACGGGAAAGAAACUCCCACCUGGGGGGAUACCAGGCAUCGACCUGUCGGAUCCCAAGCAGUUGGCUGAAUUUGCAAGAAUGAAGCCAAGGAAAAUUAAAGAAGAUGAUGCCCCAAGGACGAUUGCCUGCCCCCAUAAGGGAUGUACAAAGAUGUUCAGGGAUAACUCUGCAAUGAGGAAACACUUACACACACAUGGUCCACGGGUACACGUCUGUGCAGAAUGUGGAAAAGCCUUUGUGGAAAGCUCCAAGCUGAAGAGACACCAGCUGGUUCAUACUGGCGAGAAACCAUUUCAGUGCACAUUUGAAGGCUGUGGAAAACGUUUCUCAUUGGACUUCAAUUUGCGCACUCACGUGCGGAUUCACACCGGCGACCGACCCUACGUGUGUCCAUUUGACGGCUGCAACAAGAAAUUUGCUCAGUCGACCAAUCUGAAAUCUCAUAUUUUAACACACGCCAAAGCCAAAAAUAACCAGUAACACUUCACAAAAUUGGAAAGACGUCUUGGCCUGCGCAGCAUCUUUGCGGGUGUUUGACAGCAAAUACGCCUUCCCUUUGUACGUGAUUUCCAGGGAUACAUUUUAAAAGAAGCCUACUCCUCACCCGAGACAAUUUUGAUAAAAGUACUGUUGUCGACUUCAGUGGAAACAACUCUACAAUCCAGUGCUUACGAUGCUCUGUUACCCCUGCUUUCCGGUUUUCAAGUGUAUUUUGUAAAGUGCCCCCCACCCCCUCUCUUCCUUCCCACCCACCAGGAGAGACGUGUCCCGUAUUGACAUCCAGACUUUCCUCCACCAUAAUAAAAAUCGGACGUUUCACCUCCACAUAGACGCUCACCUGUUCCUGAAUUAUUUUUUAUUUUAUUUUGUAAUUUUUUUUGUUUUUGUUUUUCCAAGUGUGCAUAUUGUACACUUUUUGGGGAUAUGCUUAGUAAUGCUAUGUGAUUUAAUUCUGGAGGUUGAUAACUUUUUUCGCUUGCAGUAGAUUUUCUUUAAAAGAAUGGACAUUUACUGUACUAAAUGCAUACUUCAAAAGUAUUUUUUUUCCUGUAAAAAUUGAAAAAAAAAAAACAAGAAAAAAAUUGAAAAAAGGAGAAAAACAGUCUUUAUAAUAGGUUUUGUUUGCUAUCUUUAUUUUGGUUGUGUUUUUUUUUUUUUUUUUUUUUUUUAGAUAACACUUUUUUUUUUUUUUUCUUUUGUAUAAUUGUACCGUAUAUAGCUGUAUUGAAAUCAUGUAGCACCGAAUAGUAGACGUGAUUUAAGCUAGUAAAAUCCAUUUUAGUCACUUUUUUUUUUUCCCCCCCUCGGGAGGGCGUGGGGCGGCAGGAGUUACACUGCCGGAAGCUGAUGGUUUUAUUUGUUAGGUCAGUUACAGAAACUGGUGCUCGGUUGUAGAAUGUAAUGUAUAGACCCCAACCCCCCAAUGUUUUUAACUGCUUGCCAUGAGCCAAUAUAAGAACAGGAUUGACCUAGACAGCAAGUAGCUUUCCUUCCCACGGACCCCCCCAUAAUGAAUUUGGGCAAAAAUCCCUAAUUCCUUUUUUCCAAAAUCGCCCCCUUUUUUUUUUUUUUUUUUUUCUUUGUCCAUUAAUGAAUUAACUCCUUUGUCCCAGUAUUCGGCACUGCUUGUACUUCACGAUAUCGUAGCUGUUGAUGACUAGUAGGUUUAUAACACAGAGAUUGCCGUCUAUCCACUAUUAACCUGAUGUACAGACGAUACGCAGCGAACAUGGCGACACCCGACCCUAGUGUUGUUCAGGAAGCAACUGCAUGGAGAUCUCCGCAUGAAGUUGUGCCUCUUCCCCAUCCUCCUCCAUUAACCCCUUGCUACACGUGGGAGGGCGUUCCAGCCCGUGUGCCUCCUGUUGACUGGAUACCUGCCUUGAUUGGAAUUGUUGGUCAUGAGAGUUUCCUACCUGUGUUAACUACCACCAGGCGUACUUUUGUAUUUUAAUACUGUAAAUACAUUUAUUUCCCAA
Bufo gargarizans (Asiatic toad) is the source of this 2855-nucleotide messenger RNA. It is a transcript of the gene YY1, whose product is annotated as YY1 transcription factor. The record is from RefSeq and is a predicted model, not a curated record. NCBI's taxonomy places the organism in Eukaryota, Metazoa, Chordata, Amphibia, Anura, Bufonidae. The transcript has 5 exons. Gene Ontology annotation, biological process: regulation of transcription by RNA polymerase II. Gene Ontology annotation, cellular component: transcription regulator complex; PcG protein complex. Gene Ontology annotation, molecular function: RNA polymerase II cis-regulatory region sequence-specific DNA binding; DNA-binding transcription factor activity, RNA polymerase II-specific. Bases 232 to 1356 code for a protein of 374 amino acids.